Andrographis paniculata is the source of this 2018-nucleotide messenger RNA. Its product is annotated as E3 ubiquitin-protein ligase BIG BROTHER. The coding region runs from base 1042 to 1788 and encodes 248 amino acids. Gene Ontology annotation, biological process: negative regulation of organ growth; protein ubiquitination. Gene Ontology annotation, molecular function: ubiquitin conjugating enzyme binding; ubiquitin-protein transferase activity. The transcript is spliced from 8 exons. NCBI's taxonomy places the organism in Eukaryota, Viridiplantae, Streptophyta, Magnoliopsida, Lamiales, Acanthaceae. The record is from RefSeq and is a predicted model, not a curated record.
GGUUGAGGAAGGCCCCAUGGAUCUCCUCCUCCUCUGCCCUACUGCUGCUGUUGCUGCAACAAGUUUGGAGUUCCCGAUGCAUGCGGCCUGCCUGUCCCAGCCUUCUUUAUGCACUUACCAAUGGUGACCCCUUUUUGAACUAAUUCGUUGAAUAAAGAAUGAAAGAAAGGCUUGUCGGACAGAGAAUGAAUAGCGUGGAGUAUAGUAUAGACUGUAGAUAUAUAAAUACAUAUACUAUUAUAUACACAAGGAACAAGAAGAUAGGCCCCGCCUCUCCUGCUCUUCUCUCUCUCUCUAGUCUUGUUGCUUUCCUACUUUUCGUAUCCAUUUAACGGGUUCAAUUUCACAUCCCAAUAUUUGAAUUCUCGUCUGUCGUGGCAAAUGGGCGGGCUAGCUCCUGAACGGAGGGAAAGUAGCAGCCGGCAAGAUUGUGAAAUUGGAUUUGGGGCGCACGUUCGUCCUCGUCCAUUGGUGGUGGUGGUUGUUUAAAGAGGCCAAACAAUUCGGAUCUGUAGCAGCUACAGGAACAGCUGUCAGGCAGAGAUUGAGCAGACACUGUUGCUGCUUUGCUUCUGCCUGGGAACUGUUGAUUUUAAUAUUACUAACUAGUAUUAUUUAUUAGUCUGGGGCUUAUGAUGCGAAUGGAUGAAUGAAUGAAUAUAGAAUGGCAUUUUUGUUGUGUUGUGCAGCAGUGCAGAGCAGAGCAGAGCAGAACAGCAGAGGCCUAUCUAAUAAUAAUAUUGUGUGUGGGGCAAUGAAUCCAAAUUUAUGGAGAAUUGGGCAAAUACGUUGUCAGAAGCCUAAAAUGUCUCGAGGGAUAGAGACACACGUGAAUACAAAAAUGGCGUGGUGGGGGACGCCAUUUGGGACAGGGAUUUAGGGGUGGCGUGUAUCUCAAGCCCGCCAUCAACGCUCAACCCAUCCACAGCACCAGACACGACGUUAUUUACCAGACUGACUGAGAAGGAGAAGGAUUUGAAUCUCUGCUCGUUCAUACUUGGGGUUUUCGCUGCAACGAAGCUAAUUUCGAAAAAAGAAAAAAUGAAUGGGGGUGAGCAGCAAGGGGUGCAUUACGUAGACAAUGGCUACAGUUACCCAGUUUCUGAGGGUUUCAUGGGCUUUUUUGGUGGUGUCUCGGCGGUCCCUCCGCCGUAUGUGGACAUGGGGCCGAUGCUUGAUCAGGAAUCUGCUUAUUGGUCAAUGCAUAUGUCUUCGUACAAAUAUGCUUCUUCUGGUUUGGAGAGCAGUUCUUGUUAUGGUUUCUAUGAGGACAAUGAUCAUGAUUCAAGGAUGGAUUUGAACAGGGGAGCAUGGGAAUACCCUGAGAUGACAGCAACAGAAGAACAUAAUGCUCCAGAUGUAGAAUCUCAGCAAAAUAUAGUCUCCACUGCAAACUCUAUUCCAGAGGCAGAGGAGGAAGGAUUACCAAACGAUCAAGAUGCUGAAAAUCAUCAGAUAGCGUGGCAUGAUGAUGUUGAUCCCGACACUAUGACUUAUGAGGAACUGCUUGAUUUAGGUGAGGCAGUGGGAACCGAGAGUCGAGGACUUUCACAGGAGCUCAUUAAUCUACUUCCGACAUCAAAACACAAAUCUGGUGGGAUUUUCUCAAGGAGAAAAUAUGAAGACAGAUGCGUCAUCUGCCAAAUGCGAUACAAAAGAGGGGACCGGCAGAUCACUUUGCCGUGCAAGCAUGCAUACCAUAUUGACUGCGGCUCCAAGUGGUUGAGCAUCAACAAGACAUGUCCAGUUUGCAAUGCCGAGGUUUUUGCGGAUGAAUCAACGCAUUGAUAAUACGAACAAAUUGAAGUCAUGCUAUGAAGGGGUUGCUUUAUUUACAUUCCUCUCUCCCUCUCCAUCUCUCUACUGCUCUUCGUUUUGUGUUACUGUAAGAUAUCUAUUAGGUAUAAUGUGUGACAUCUAAUUUUAGUGUUCUCUAAAUUCUUGGAAACUUCCUUCAAUUGAAUCUGUUCAUUCUCCAUAUUCUUGUUUGUUUAAAUUCCCAGCCCUAUUGUUCUCUU